This is a messenger RNA of Xyrauchen texanus (razorback sucker), 6272 nucleotides long. RefSeq names its product guanine nucleotide-binding protein G(q) subunit alpha-like. The transcript is spliced from 8 exons. The record is from RefSeq and is a predicted model, not a curated record. NCBI's taxonomy places the organism in Eukaryota, Metazoa, Chordata, Actinopteri, Cypriniformes, Catostomidae. Gene Ontology annotation, cellular component: heterotrimeric G-protein complex. Gene Ontology annotation, molecular function: G protein-coupled receptor binding; GTPase activity; G-protein beta/gamma-subunit complex binding. The coding region runs from base 1186 to 2394 and encodes 402 amino acids. Gene Ontology annotation, biological process: phospholipase C-activating dopamine receptor signaling pathway; action potential; adenylate cyclase-modulating G protein-coupled receptor signaling pathway.
UCAGGAAAGUAUUAGAUAGAUGUGUUUUAUUAGGAUGAGACUUCACCAGAUAUGUUUGACUAGGAAUGGGCGUUGUCCAUUAAAUCGAAUAGCAGGGUUUGUGGCGGGACACUCCCCGUGAGCUCCAGAGCCAUUCCUCCACCAACCUUGCCCCAUUCCAAGACCCGCCCUUCGCGCGCUUCCUCUCCCGAUUGGCUCUCCGACCUGUCCAUCACGCUUCAUUUUCCAGCUGUCGCAGCUCCAGGUUUGUGUGCGACUCACACCGGACUGGGAGAGACUGACGAGGGUGACGUGCGAUCAUCUGGAAAUUUUUUCACGCCGUCGAUUUUUUUUUUUUAGGAGCCCACUCUUGUCGUCUGGCUCGAACCUAAAAUUUGAAGCUUUAGAUAUCCACAAACCUUAGUCGAUGCAAAGAAAUGAGUGGAAAAAUCAGCGCGUGGAGUGUAAAUACGGAUCCGGCUAGCUAGCGGGUUAGCCUACCCAAUUAACCUAGUUAGUGCGCUCAGCUAAUUAACUUUUCGCGUUUUGCAGCCUCAAAAUCAAAUGUUUGCACGAUAGUCCGUGUCUUUAAAAGCUCAGAUGGCUGUGUCCUGCCACUUGUCGACGUGUGUUAGCUAGGGAUCCGGCAGCUAAUGGACAGCGUUGCGGUAAAUCUGGGCACUGGGACGGUUAGCUUAGCGAGACAGCUGAGGACAGCACGGAUGUCGUGGCAGGCUCGUUUGUCCCUCCGGGACUCUAGUUGGUAGUCAUCUUAAAUGAUUAAAACCGAGUUUGAGUAGGUGUAUUAGUAGAGGAGACAUUUAGUUUUGAGGAAGGCAUUGUUUUCGGCCCGGCCUUCAAUCUCAUUAGUCUUUGGCCUGGUGUGACAGAUCGGUUUAGGUUUCUGUUGGGUACUUUUUUUUGCCUUAUCGAUUUAAGUGUACCACAAGGCAUCCUGGUUUCCCCCUCCGGCACUUUCGGUUCAGUGCAGAAACAGCCAAGGCCCUUGCUUCAUAUCUAGGCCCAAUCAUUGUUUUGCUCAUGCGUAAAAAAGGCCUUGAUUGCAUGCUGCAUUUUAAAUAACAUUCCCCCCUAAUCACCAGUGCGUCCAUCCUGGUCCUGUUACCCUUUCGUCACGCUUGCAAAAGGGAAGCGGAGAGUAGAACUGCGUCAAGAUCAGGGUUGGGAUCUCCAAACGCUGUGGUAAUGACUCUCGAGUCCAUGAUGGCCUGUUGCAUGAGUGAAGAGGCGAAGGAGUCCAAAAGAAUCAACGCCGAGAUCGACAAACAGCUUCGGAGAGACAAACGAGAUGCGAGACGAGAGCUUAAACUCCUAUUACUGGGCACAGGCGAGAGCGGCAAGAGCACGUUCAUCAAACAGAUGCGCAUCAUUCAUGGGACGGGCUACACCGACGAGGACAAACGUGGCUUCACCAAACUUGUCUACCAGAACAUCUUCACCUCCAUGCAGGCCAUGAUCCGUGCCACCGAGCACCUCAAGAUCCCAUUCAAAUAUGAAGAAAACAAGUCCAAUGCUCUUCUGGUUCGAGAGGUUGACGUGGAGAAGGUUUGCUCAUUUGACCAGCCCUACAUCAGUGCAAUAAAGAUGCUUUGGACAGAUCCAGGUAUCCAGGAAGCUUACGACCGCAGACGAGAGUACCAGCUCUCUGACUCCACUAAAUAUUACCUUAGCGAAUUAGAGCGUAUAUCGUCUACGGGAUAUGUGCCCAGCCAGCAGGAUGUGCUGAGGGUCCGAGUGCCAACCACUGGCAUCAUAGAGUAUCCCUUUGACCUGGAGAAUAUAAUCUUCAGCUAUCUAAGUGAUUUGGAUCGUAUCGCAGACCCAUCGUAUCUGCCAACUCAGCAAGACGUGCUUAGGGUUCGCAUCCCAACCACAGGGAUUAUUGAAUAUCCCUUCGACUUGCAAAGCAUCAUUUUCAGGAUGGUGGAUGUUGGAGGGCAAAGAUCAGAGCGCAGGAAGUGGAUCCACUGCUUUGAGAACGUCACGUCCAUCAUGUUCUUGGUUGCCCUGAGCGAAUAUGACCAGGUCCUUGUGGAGUCUGACAAUGAGAAUCGAAUGGAGGAGAGCAAAGCGCUGUUUCGCACAAUCAUAACCUACCCCUGGUUCCAGAACUCUUCAGUCAUUCUGUUCCUCAACAAGAAGGACCUGCUGGAGGAGAAGAUCAUGUACUCUCACCUGGUAGACUAUUUCCCUGAAUUUGAUGGUCCGCAGAGGGACGCCCAGGCAGGCCGCGAGUUCAUUCUGAAGAUGUUUGUGGACCUGAACCCGGACAGCGACAAGAUCAUCUACUCGCACUUCACUUGCGCUACAGACACCGAAAACAUCCGCUUCGUCUUCGCAGCGGUCAAGGACACCAUCCUGCAGCACAACCUCAAAGAGUAUAACCUGGUGUGAGAGGGAGAGACCGAAAGAGAGAGACACCUGCAGCCCACACAUGGCUGAAAGCACUACACACCUCUAUGUAUUAGACACAUGCACAAUAAUUGACCGCUUCACCCCAUUAGCCACUGGAUCUUCAUGUUCUUAGUCCUUUUAUUUGCCUGUUUUUCUCUGGAUGAGUGUUGACUCUUGGCGUAUCCCUCCAGUUAAUAGAUGUAUCAUCUUCCUCGUUUGUUCUCGGUUAAACAUGAGGGCUGGGCCACUUAAGUGUUGCCUAAUGAUAAAUGGCAUUAAUUUGCUUUGUAGAUGGGCUGCAGGUGAGCUCUACCUGAGUGGAACUAAGGUACGAACUUAACGGAAACACUCUGGGUGAAGAUGCACGCAUCUUUAAUGAAGAGUGGGCAAGAUGCUUAAAGGACAUCCUGUGCGCAUCGAGUCUAAACUUCACCUCGUAUCACUGAAUUUAACCAGGUGUAAGUUUAGCCAUUAGAUGCUACAACACUAGAGGAGGUGGAAGCGAUUACAUUUGGUUUAAUACUAUAUUAGGGGUCAUGUAUAGAGAUUCAAGUUUAUCCAUCACUACUGGCGUACUUUGAAGAGAGAUGAUGCACCACGUGACUUUUUUCUGUAAUACUAGGAAGAUUAAAUGAGUAAUGAAAACCACACCAGUUUUCUAAAUGUCAUUGGAUUUUGUUUUUACAACUCUUAACAAAGUUCCUCCUUCCCAAAAUUGUUUGCAACAUUUGCCAGUUCCUUGUAUUCACAAAUGUUCUCUUUAUGAGGCAUACUGUUUUCUUAAGUUCGAUAUUUGCCAGUAUUGGGUAUAUAAUCAGUACAAUUAAAGGGAUAGAGCUAGUAUGUAAAGAUAUUUACGGAAGGUUGCGAAAGAUUGUGAUUUGUUUACAUGCUGUUUCACAAAUCAGUUAAAUUUUUGGUCUUUUGAACAGAGAAAUCAAAAUAAUGGAUUACCCAGCCAAUUCAUUCAAGUUUCUACACCGUAUAACAUGAAUAUUUGUGUGGAUUUUGUUGUCGUAGAUGUGGUGAGGAACAUUGAAAUCAGAAUAUCCAGUGAUUCAAAUGUUCAUAAAAAUGUUUGUUCCAUGUAGGAUAACACCUCUUUGGGCAGCGCAGUACAAAAGUGCUAUAGAGUUAAAUCAAUUAGUUUUUUUUUAUUUAUGUAAUUUAUGGACCAGAUAUAUAAUGAUGUGGAAAAUUGGACUCACUUUUCCACAUGACCGCACUACAAUGAAAGUGGGGAUUGAGUCUGUACUGCUGUAAAAAUCCAUUGGCAAGUGAUCUACUUUUCUUUUGGUAUUUUGUAAUUGAUUGUCACAGUUCUGUUCUUUUUUGAAUAUUUGAAAUGCUUAAAUGGAAGUUGAAUUUCCACUACAUGAACGUUGCUUUAUACAAAUAGCAAAUUGAGAAUUUAACUGGUCUCUGCUUGCAUUUUCGUAAUUUCAGAGUUUGCUCUUGGUUUCGUAGUACCUUCUUGCUUGAUAGCUUUUUGGAUUCCUUAGUAUGUUUCAUAGCUUUUUUUUUUUUUUUUUUAUCUUUACAAUGUAAUUCAGGUGAGUUUUCAUACUUUCAUAAGGGCUAAUUUUGGGCGGAGCUGACAGAAUGAAGACUCUAUGAAGACUAUAGAGCAAUAGGUACGCAGAAGUUGGUAUAAGAAUUGGGGACGGUGUGGGGACUCCUGCCAUUUCCGUAGGUUCAGCUUGCAAUGUGUCCAGGGAACACCUUGAAAUUAAAGAUAUUUCUGGUCAUGUGAGGUCCUCGCAAUCUUCAGAAUGGAUAAAGUCCUCUUUAUAAAAUUAGUUAUUAGUUAUUUCUCAAGUAAGCUAAUGCAUUUGGACUGACUGCUUUCUCCAGAGUACGAUCAGGUUAAUUCUAUAAAUUGAGGGGUUAAGUGUUAACCGCUUUCCUUGGUCGUGAUAAACGGUGUUCGUUUCACAGUUGUGUUGUGCAUUAUUUGUCCGGUUUUGGGGCCACAGCGGUUAAACAUAUUACUCUUGAGGCUCGUGUACUAGUCAGUUUAUGGCACACCGUACAGUUCACUGUUUUUGGACAACUUGAGAGAUUUAUUGCACAGUGGCGCAUGUACACAGAGGGACUCUUGUCUUAUUCUGUUGAAUUGGUAUUGUAUUAUCUUGACAAAAUAGAAGCUUGAGAAAAUGUGAAUCUACAUUGAAUCUGAGAAGAGACAGAAAUUGCGCUUUUAACAAUAUAUGAACCACAGUCACUUAAGAGUCACUUAUUGGCAAAUAAAAUUUCACCAGUUUGUUUUACCUGUAAUUGAAUGUAUUUUACAAAGUUUCUCUAUUUGUGACAAUUUGCUCUGUUUGGAAGUGUCUGGUUGCACAUCUUUGAAAGGAUGCAAUUCGUAUGCGUUUUCCCACAAACAUAGCUGUAUAUAUUUGCUGUUCUUUGCAUUUUAAAUAAUCACUUCAGUAUCCAUUUGAAACUUUACAGUGCAUUUUGCAUUUAUUGUUUGCCAAAUUGUCAAUCAUGGAAUUCUUAACUGAACAACCCUCCCAUACCAGGCCAGUUAAUCUGCUGUUUAUUUGUAUUUAUUUUUUUCUUUUCGUUUCUCAAAUAUCCAAAAUUUGCAUACAGUAAUGUUUCUUGGUGAAUCUUCAUAUUCCAUUUUAUACUGUGUUUAAUGGUACUGUCGGUGGUCAAUAUGCCAAUUUAAAAGUGGAGGUACUGCAAAUUAUGAUGGCAUUUCUGAACAUGUGGAAGUUUGACGCUUGUGUAUAUACAGGCUUUAUUUUUAAGGGCUAGGCCUAAUCUGCACCUGAGAAACUACAAAUUCAUUCAUUCAUUCAUUCAUGCAUUUUCCUGCAGAAAAAACUAAAGCUAGUCAUUUUGUACCCAUUAAGUACUGAAGUACAGCAAAAACAUCAGGAUUUGUUGCACAGAUGGUAAAAAUUGAUUUGAUUACUGAAGUGCUGUCCAUCAACAUAGUGAUUUUAAGAUUUUUGUCAUUUUCAAAAGUUUGUGGUGAAGGUUGAUAUGUUUUCCUCCCUGGGUCAAUGCACUGAACCUACUCUGCCGUAAGUAAUGGAACUUACUCUACUCUCUUGAUGAAUCUGUUCCUCCAAACUUGUUCCUGGUACUUGGAGAGAUGCAAACACUAAUGAAUAGAAAUGAUGCUUUUGCUUGAGGUCCACACUGUUGUGAUGGAUGCGUACAAUAUGAAGCUAUCUUUUACUUUAUUUUCUGAUGUCAGUGCAUUACCUGAACAAUUGUAUGUAGGACACUUUAAUAUAAUACAUUUGUUUUUGAUAAAACAGGUUAAAAAUAAACUUGUGUAGUGGUGUAUAAAAUCAAAGUAUUGUAUUACUUUGUAAUGUAUUUCUUGUUCAGUUGGUUGCUCUUUUUUUUCUGUUCUUUUUUUCUAUUUUAAAGCAUACCAAAUGUAAAUGAUGUACUAUAUUGAGUGUGCCAAUCCCUUUGAUUUGUAGAGCCAGACUCUUUACAAGUGCCAAUGUUGUGGAAAUCAUUUAAAAAAGGACUUGUGUAUUUUAUGGUCCGGUUUUUAAAACAAAUAAAUAGUAAAAAGUAUGUGAUUAUGGUAAAUAACGCAACAGGAAAAGGACAAUUUUAUUCUGCAUUCAAGAAUAAAGAUGACAAACUGCUGUUUUUAAAAGAAAUUUCAUUUUAAUUGCAUGUUUGUUUUCGGUGGAGAGGGUUGGGUAAAGGAGAAACUGCAUUAACGUGAAACCCUGCUGACAAGGGGCUUAAUUAUUGUUCAUUUACAGUAUUUUAGACAUAUUUCAUUUUUGUAUGUUUCAUUUCAACCACUGUUGCCUGAACCUCAUUCAUACAUGAAAAUGACUUUCAUAGCCUUCUCCUUUUAAAGAAAAAAUAUCCAUUUUAAAUUGGAAUAAAAU